Molecule: messenger RNA, 5861 nt
Organism: Mus pahari (shrew mouse)
Lineage: Eukaryota; Metazoa; Chordata; Mammalia; Rodentia; Muridae
Product: collagen alpha-4(IV) chain
Exons: 48
Coding region: 527-5629 (1700 amino acids)
Cellular component (GO): collagen trimer; basement membrane
Molecular function (GO): extracellular matrix structural constituent
Source: RefSeq, a predicted model, not a curated record
CAGUGCAGGCAGGUGGGCGCAGCUCCAGGGGUCAGGGUGAAAGAUGUGAUGUCCCUAACAUCCUGGGACUCCCCGUGCUUAGCGGGUGCAGGUCAGCGUGAGGAAUUUAGGGGUGUGCGGUAGGGAGGUGGCUGCACAGGGUCGGGGGAGUGGCCAGCAGCCCUGCCCAGAUUAAGCGGGAGGCGCGCGGGAGUCUGCGACUCGGGAGGCCAAGUUUGCUGGCAGCUCUAGGGGUUGCCCUUCGACUGCCGGCCUUUAACUCGCAGCCAGCAUACAGACCUGCGGCUGGACAGGCUGGGAAGAGGAACACGGUCACGGGUGGAUUCCCUCCAGCCAUAAUCUGGAAGCGCCUGUCAGGUCUGCCUGCUACCCUGCUGUUUCUUCUCUGCUGGGUUGCUCCCCAGAUUCUAACACAGGACACUGACUCCCAGCUGUCCAUGAGAGUCUUCUGGAAGAGAGGAGAAGGGUGGAGGAGUGUUUGGGGCACAGAGGUCACCCCUCGAGGGCACCAGCGCUCAAGCUCUUCAUGGGGUGCUUUUUCAGGUGGAUCGAGUCCUUCAUCACAGCCCCCUGGUCACUAGUAUUUAUCCUCUUUACUAUACAAUAUGAAUAUGGGAGCGGCAAGAAGUACGGCGGCCCCUGUGGGGGAAGAAACUGCUCUGUCUGCCAGUGUUUUCCUGAGAAGGGAUCUCGGGGUCACCCAGGACCACUGGGACCACAGGGACCAAUAGGUCCCUUGGGACCCCCAGGACCUAUUGGGAUUCCAGGAGAAAAAGGAGAGAGAGGGGAUGGUGGCUCACCUGGACCACCAGGAGAGAAAGGAGACAAGGGUCCAACUGGUGUCCCUGGAUUUCCAGGUGUGGAUGGUGUGCCUGGUCACCCAGGGCCUCCUGGACCCAGAGGCAAACCUGGCGUGGACGGUUACAAUGGCUCACGCGGUGAUCCGGGCUAUCCAGGAGAAAGAGGAGCUCCAGGCCCAGGCGGUCCCCCUGGUCAGCCUGGGGAAAAUGGAGAAAAAGGAAGAUCUGUGUACAUUUCUGGUGGCUUUAAAGGUGUUCAGGGAGACCGUGGGGACCCAGGACCACCUGGCUUACCAGGAUCUAGGGGUGCACAAGGAUCACCAGGGCCCAUGGGGCAUGCAGGCGCACCAGGGCUAGCAGGCCCUAUAGGUCAUCCUGGGAGCCCUGGGUUGAAGGGAAAUCCUGCCACUGGACUGAAAGGGCAAAGGGGAGAGCCGGGUGAAGUUGGCCAGAGUGGUCCUCCUGGGACCAUCCUGUUGGUACAGCCACCUGAUCUGAAUAUCUAUAGAGGAGAAAAGGGUGUAAAAGGAAUGCCUGGAAUGAUUGGCCCCCCAGGACAUCCAGGACGCAAGGGAGAGCCUGGUGUCGGGAUCAAAGGAGAGAAAGGUAUCCCUGGGUUCCCAGGACCCCGGGGUGAGCCUGGUUCGCAUGGAUCUCCAGGUUUUCCAGGAUUCAAGGGGAUACAAGGAGCAGCUGGAGAGCCUGGACUGUUUGGAUUUCUUGGUCCAAAGGGGGAUCCUGGAGAUCGCGGGUACCCGGGACCACCAGGCAUUUUGGUGACUCCAGCUCCACCACUCAAAGGUGUUCCAGGGGACCCAGGACCCCCUGGCCGCUAUGGAGAGAUUGGAGAUGUUGGAUUACCAGGUCCUCCAGGGCCCCCAGGUAGACCAGGGGAAACUUGUCCAGGCAUGAUGGGACCUCCUGGACCACCAGGGGCUCCUGGUCCUCCAGGAUUUCCAGGAGAAGCUGGUGUUCCUGGAAGAUUUGACUGUGCCCCAGGAAAACCUGGCAAGCCAGGGCUACCCGGCCUGCCUGGCGCACCAGGACCAGAGGGGCCCCCUGGAUCAGACGGGUUGAUGCUACCCGUUUAUAAAAGCGGGGUUUUAGAGUAUAAAGGCCACACAGUCAUCUCUGGUCACACUAUUUUUUGUAGUCAAGAGCUUACCAGGGUUUUUAUCAGGAACUAUGUAAAGCUGACUUUCUACCUCUGUCUAGGAAAUGAAGGACUCUGUACCUGUCCACCUGGUCCCAUGGGACCCCCUGGUCCCCCAGGACCUCCUGGAAGACAAGGAAGUAAAGGAGACUUAGGGCUCCCUGGUUGGCAUGGAGAAAAGGGUGAUCCAGGCCAGCCUGGUGCUGAAGGACCUCCAGGGCCACCAGGAAGACCUGGUGCCAUGGGGCUCCCUGGCCACAAAGGAGAAAAGGGUGACAUGGUCAUAUCAAGAGUGAAAGGGCAAAAAGGAGAAAGAGGACUGGAUGGGCCACCAGGAUUUCUGGGGCCACAUGGACAAGAUGGUGGGGAUGGACGUCCUGGAGAAAGAGGGGAUCCUGGGCCACGAGGGGACCAUAAGGAUGCAACCCCAGGUGAGAGAGGGCUUCCCGGACUGCCAGGCCCUCCAGGAAGAACAGGACCUGUGGGGUCUCCAGGCCUGGGAUAUCCCGGCCCACCAGGACAGAGAGGCCUACCAGGAGAGCCCGGGCACCCAGGCAUGAGAGGCUUUGAUGGCAUGAAGGGGCAAAAAGGUGACUCCAUUCUGUGUAAUGUAAGCUACCCUGGAAAACCAGGUCUGCCAGGUUUUGAUGGACCUCCAGGUCUGAAGGGGUUUCCAGGCCCCCCAGGGGCUCCUGGUAUGAGAUGUCCAGAUGGGCAGAAAGGCCAGCGGGGCAAACCAGGAAUGUCUGGAAUUCCAGGUCCACCUGGUUUCCGUGGUGACAUGGGCGAUCCAGGCAUCAAAGGUGAAAAGGGGACCUCCCCUAUUGGACCCCCAGGCCCACCUGGGUCUCCUGGAAUGGAUGGCCAGAAAGGAAUCCCUGGAGACCCUGCAUUUGGUGACCCAGGACCUCCUGGAGAGAGGGGUCUUCCAGGAGCACCGGGCAUGAAAGGACAGAAAGGUCACCCGGGGUGCCCAGGGGCUGGAGGCCCCCCUGGCAUCCCUGGAUCUCCAGGUCUCAAAGGUCCCAAAGGCAGAGAGGGAAGUCGUGGCUUUCCAGGGAUCCCAGGCUCCCCUGGCCAUUCCUGUGAAAGAGGUGCUCCGGGGAUCCCAGGACAACCAGGACUUCCAGGAACUCCGGGUGAUCCAGGGGCCCCAGGUUGGAAAGGCCAGCCAGGAGACAUGGGUCCCUCUGGACCAGCUGGGAUGAAAGGACUCCCUGGUCUCCCAGGCCUACCAGGAGCUGAUGGUCUCCGAGGGCCUCCUGGGAUUCCAGGCCCCGCUGGGGAAGAUGGCCUACCGGGUCUUCCAGGCCUAAAGGGACUUCCAGGGCUGCCUGGCUUCCCUGGUUUUCCAGGAGAGAGAGGAAAGUCAGGCCCAGAUGGAGAACCUGGAAGAAAGGGAGAGGUUGGAGAGAAAGGCUGGCCUGGCUUGCAGGGAGACCUGGGAGAGCGAGGCGCCAAAGGAGACAGAGGACUUCCUGGUGAUGCAGGAGAAGCAGUUGUUUCCAGAAAGGGUGAAGCUGGGGAUGCUGGGCCUCCAGGAGAUGGUGGGUUCUCAGGAGAAAGAGGUGAUAAAGGAAGCCCAGGGAUGCGAGGGGAAAGAGGAGAUCCUGGAAGAGAAGGACCACCGGGACUCCACAGAGGGCAGCCUGGGAUAAAUGGGCCUUCUGGGCCUCCUGGACCCCCUGGCCCUCCAGGAUCACCUGGUCUGAGAGGAGUCAUUGGUUUUCCAGGAUUUCCAGGUGACCAGGGUGAUCCAGGCUCUCCAGGACCCCCUGGAUUCUCAGGAGAUGAUGGAGCUAGAGGACCUAAAGGAUACAAAGGCGACCCUGCCAGUCAGUGUGGUCCACCUGGUCCAAAGGGUGAGCCAGGUAGCCCUGGAUACCAAGGUCAUAUUGGAGCCACUGGAGAGAAAGGCUUUCCUGGAGAUGAAGGGCCCCGAGGACCACCAGGCAGACCUGGACAGCCAGGCUCUUUUGGACCACCAGGGUGUCCAGGUGACCCAGGAAUGCCUGGACUCAAGGGCCAUCCAGGAGAAAUGGGAGACCCUGGGCCAAGAGGUGCUGCAGGAGAUUUAGGAAGGCCAGGUCCUGCGGGAGUGAAAGGGCCUCCUGGGUCUCCUGGUCUGAAUGGCUUGCACGGUCUGAAGGGUGAGAAGGGAGCACAGGGUACCUCAGGUUUGCUCGAAAUGGGUCCACCUGGGCCAAUGGGCAUGCCUGGGCAAAAAGGAGAGAAAGGUGACCCUGGGAGUCCAGGGAUUUCUCCCCCAGGUCUUCCUGGAGAAAAGGGCUUCCCAGGACCCCCAGGGAGACCAGGACCACCUGGUCCCGCAGGUGCCCCAGGAAGAGCUGCUAAAGGUGACAUUCCUGAUCCAGGUCCACCUGGAGACUGGGGACCUCCUGGCCCCGAUGGCCCAAGAGGAGUACCUGGGCCUCCAGGGUCCCCUGGGAAUGUUGAUCUUCUGAAAGGGGAUCCAGGUGACUGUGGUUUGCCAGGACCACCUGGCUCCCGAGGCUCACCAGGCCCUCCAGGGUGUCAGGGUCCUCCAGGAUGUGAUGGCAAAGAUGGCCAGAAAGGACCAAUGGGACUUCCAGGGUUGCCAGGGCCCCCUGGUCUUCCUGGCGCACCUGGAGAGAAGGGAUUACCCGGCCCUCCAGGCAGAAAAGGGCCAGUAGGUCCUCCAGGCUGCAGAGGUGAACCUGGGCCUCCUGCAGACUUGGAUUCCUGUCCUCGAAUCCCAGGACUUCCUGGAGUACCAGGUCCCAGAGGACCAGAAGGAGCUAUGGGGGACCCUGGACAGAGAGGCCUGCCUGGACCAGGGUGCAAAGGAGAGCCUGGCCCAGAUGGCAGAAGGGGCCAGGAUGGCAUCCCUGGUUCUCCCGGGCCUCCUGGACGCAAAGGUGACACUGGAGAGGCUGGCUGUCCUGGAGCACCAGGCCCUCCCGGUCCAACUGGUGAUCCUGGGCCCAAGGGGUUUGGCCCCGGAUCCCUCAGUGGCUUCCUCCUGGUCCUCCACAGUCAGACAGACCAAGAGCCGGCCUGCCCUGUGGGCAUGCCUCGGCUUUGGACAGGGUACAGCUUAUUAUACAUGGAAGGACAGGAGAAGGCGCACAAUCAAGAUCUUGGUUUGGCAGGCUCUUGUCUUCCUGUGUUUAGCACUCUACCCUUUGCCUACUGCAACAUCCACCAAGUGUGCCACUAUGCCCAGAGAAAUGACAGGUCCUACUGGCUGUCCAGUGCAGCUCCUCUUCCUAUGAUGCCACUCUCAGAAGAAGAGAUCCGCCCUUACAUCAGCCGCUGUGCAGUGUGUGAGGCCCCAGCACAGGCGGUGGCGGUCCACAGUCAGGACCAAUCCAUCCCACCGUGUCCACGGACAUGGAAGAGCCUCUGGAUCGGGUACUCAUUUCUGAUGCACACUGGAGCUGGGGACCAAGGAGGUGGGCAGGCGCUGAUGUCACCUGGCAGCUGCCUAGAAGACUUCAGAGCCACACCGUUCCUUGAAUGCCAGGGCCGGCAGGGAACCUGUCACUUUUUUGCAAAUGAGUACAGCUUCUGGCUGACUACCGUGAACCCAGACCUGCAGUUUGCCUCUGGCCCAUCACCAGACACCUUGAAAGAAGUUCAGGCCCAGCGCCAGAAAAUCAGCAGGUGCCAGGUUUGCAUGAAGAACAGCUAAAGAAUUCAAAACAUGCCAACAGGCAUCAAGACAGACAUCCCAUGGAGGACAAACUUCCCCAACUAUUCCAGCAAAUUCAGUGGUGCUCUAUCCAGACUCCUUCUGCCAUGCCUUGUCUCAGAGUGGUUAUUCCCGGCCUCCUCCUCCUCCUCCUCCCCUCUACGGAUCAAGCAAACAUUGUACAUGUGGAGUUGUUAGACCCCCCAACACACACACACACACACACACACAC